This is a messenger RNA of Aspergillus calidoustus, 924 nucleotides long. The record is from the annotation of a GenBank genome assembly. Lineage: Eukaryota; Fungi; Ascomycota; Eurotiomycetes; Eurotiales; Aspergillaceae.
AUGAGUGGCUCUGUGCGCACCAGUUCGUCCACUGAUACGGCCCGAUCAUCUGUGUUCAGCGAAAGCGUCACGUAUGAGGUGAAGAACAAAGCUUCGAACUCGUGUUGGGCUUGUCCUAGAGGCAGACCCCAGGUAUGCCACGUAGUACCACGAGAUGAUCUUCAGACGCAACUUUGGAUUGAACGAGGUCUUAUCGAUUUCCGUAUAUCUUCUCAUUUGAAUGGCAUAGCACUCUGUGGCUCGUGCCAUACGGAAUUUGAUGAUGCGUAUGACCCCUGGUUUUCUUUCAUGCCGGCCGACCUUGAUUUUUUCAUCAAUUUUGAGUUGCGUGAUCGAGAACGACGACGUCAAGUCGCCCUUUCUGGACAAGCUCCUAGACGUCGAGUACCUAACGCGAAUUCCUAUAAACAACAUCAAGUCGACAGUGGUAUAAUUGACUCAGACUCAAUUGGAGGGUUAUACACGCCAUACUAUUUGGCUCCAGUAUCGCACCGUGUAUCCACAUUCUCCACGCCGCGGCCAUGGCAUGGCGCUCCUCUGGCAUCAUUGCGCCGUGCAUUCCUUCUACUCGGGUCUGGAAGAGCGCAGUCCAUCGACAAGGAUCAGCUUCAGAAGCUGUGGCGAUUAAAGGAAUUGUAUUUCAGUGACGAUGAGAUCGCAGUAGCAGAGAAUUCCCCGGUGGAGACACCCUCCACCCCGAAGCGACCAGCAGAAGAGGCUUCAGACAUGGGUGGCUCGCCAGCCAAGCGUUCAUGCGUGGAAAUCAAUCGGCCAGGUAGCGGUGAAGCUAUGGAUGUGGACAAUGUCUUCGCAUCGAUUACAGAAGAUAAUCUGAAAGCACAUAACAUGUUCAACUCCUCUUUCACCGCCAACGAUCUCAUGAGACGAUUCACAUCAACUCUACGCGAGAGUCCGCCUGUCUGA